AAUGCAUUCUAUAAAUUCCAAAUACCGGUCGCAUGACCCCCACGAACCUAUUUAUCCAGGCACUUGGAGAUUUUCGGUCCUGACACCGUCUUGGCUACAUUAUUUGUACAACAGGAAGAUGCCGACCAAGGCGCUAAGUGUGCAGUCAGCGCGGGGUCAAAAGCCCCCUGAAAUCAUUCAUGUGGAUAUUGAAAAGCUAUAUCUGCACGAUCGGACGCAUUCAACUUUCGUUUAGUUUCCUCCGCGUCUAGUUAUUGAAUACCAUACCACCUUCCUCAAUUCACUUCAACGCCGAACCCAAAGAACGUUCUGGAAUAAAAUAUCUUUGGGCGUCAAUAUUCUUCAAUAGUUCGAAGAUUUUUAGGGAUCGGGUUUGAAAACAGGGUUGAAAAUGGGUCUAGUCAAUCUAGGUCAUGAAGCAGAUCCCGUUCUCACCAGGAUUGUUGAUGAGGAUAAGGUGGCUUGGUGGAGAAAAAGGAAUUUAAGAAUCUUGUAUCUUUUGCUAUAUCCAACAUGUAUGGGGAUUGAGAUGACGUCGGGGUUCGACUCUCAGAUGAUCAAUGGAUUGCCGUUUAUUCCUUCUUGGAAUAAAUACUUUGGUGAGCCGACGAUUGACGGGGCUGGGAAUUCGACGUAUGCUCUGAAGGCAGAGCUUUUGGGCAUUGUGGCUGCGGCAUACAGCUUAGGUGCUAUUUUGUCGGUGCCGUUCGUACCAAUGCUUGCUCAACGUUUUGGGCGUAGGUGGUCCAUAAUGUUUGGGUCUAUUGUGAUGGUCGUUGGGUCAUUUCUUCAGGGCUUCUCCAUCAAUGCUGCGAUGUACAUCGUUGCCAGAAUGUUUCUUGGAUUUGGUAUUGUCUUCGCAAUUGUCUCCGGAUCAGCCAUGCUUGGUGAAUUAGCAUACCCGAAAGAAAGGCCAGUUAUGACUUCUCUCUUCAAUGCAUCUUGGUUUGUAGGAUCUUUAGUUGCCUCCGGUAUUACCGUUCGCACUGCAACCAUCAAUACAGAUUGGGGAUGGAGAAUACCAUCUCUUCUUCAAGCCUGUCCCUCACUUAUUCAGAUCAUCUUCGUCUUCUUCCUGCCGGAAAGUCCUCGGUACCUUAUUAGCAAGGACAGACGAGACGAAGCAUUCGAUAUCUUGGUCAAGUAUCAUGCAGAAGGAAAUCGUGAUUCGGUAUUCGUUCGUGCUGAAAUGACUCAGAUUGAAACAACGAUCAAACUAGAAGUAGAAGCUUCUAAACGAUCUUGGAUGUCCAUGUUGAGUACUCCUGGAAUGAGACGCCGGGUAUUUCUCGCUUCUGCUAUGGGAGUCUUCACACAAUGGUCUGGCAAUACUUUGAUUUCAUUCUACCUUUCCAAGAUCCUUGCCAUGAUAGGUUACACGGAUACCAACACUAAAACCAUGAUUAAUCUCGGAUCGACAGCUUGGUCUUUCUUCACAGGAACCUUAACUGCCCUCAUAGUACCAAGGUAUAAGCGCCGCACUAUGUUUUUACUCUGUGCUUGUAGUAUGUUCUUCGUGUAUAUAGCAUGGACAAUCAGUAUGCAACGAGCUAUGCUAGCAUAUGAUACCAAUCGGCCCAACAAAGCUGCUGCCAUCACCACACUAUUCUUUAUAUUUCUCUACUCGCCUUGUUAUAAUAUUGGGAACAAUGCACUUGCGUAUACCUAUCUAGUAGAACUCUUCCCCUACGCGGACCGUUCUCGUGGCAUCUCCAUCGAACAAUUUUUCGUCCGAGCCGCUAAUUUCUUCACCACCUACGUAAACCCCAUCGGUAUGGGCAAUAUCGGCUGGAAAUAUCUUAUUAUGUAUUGUGUAACCAUUUGUAUUGAGAUAAUCGUGAUAUAUUUCUUUUAUCCUGAGACUCAGGGACGCACGUUGGAAGAACUUGCUUUUCUAUUUGAAGACAAUGCAUUGGCAGAGAAAGCUGCUGUGGCUGUGGAGAAAACCAUACAUUUUAACCACUGUGAAGAAGCAAGGACUGCAUAAAACUGAGGCUGAUAUCCCGCACCCAAUUGUGCGGAAACGGAACAAGAUCGCAUUCGUACAUACUGCAUGAUUCAGCUGAAAAGAAAUUUCUGAUACUUCAUAUUUCUUUUGUUGUUUGUACUUCAACAAACCCCUAUUUUUCAACAUUUGUUUCUGGUUCCUUCAGCUAUUUAUCUGAUUGUAUACAUCUUCAGUACAGGUAGAAAUCGAACCACAACUAAGAAUUUUCUUCAAAAUCAAAAAA
This is a messenger RNA of Botrytis deweyae, 2231 nucleotides long. RefSeq lists its product as uncharacterized. Lineage: Eukaryota; Fungi; Ascomycota; Leotiomycetes; Helotiales; Sclerotiniaceae. Gene Ontology annotation, molecular function: carbohydrate:proton symporter activity. The record is from RefSeq and is a predicted model, not a curated record. Gene Ontology annotation, cellular component: membrane. The transcript has 7 exons. Bases 392 to 1987 code for a protein of 531 amino acids. Gene Ontology annotation, biological process: transmembrane transport; carbohydrate transport.